Molecule: messenger RNA, 1689 nt
Organism: Dermatophagoides pteronyssinus (European house dust mite)
Lineage: Eukaryota; Metazoa; Arthropoda; Arachnida; Sarcoptiformes; Pyroglyphidae
Product: RNA-binding protein BRN1-like
Source: RefSeq, a predicted model, not a curated record
AUGACUUCUUGUACAACAGACGCUUCUCCUUUUGAUAACGUAUGUGAAAUAUCCAAUUCUAAUUCACAAAGUGAUAACGAAUCUUCCGAUCAUGAAGCUGAAAACGCAUCUAUGAUGGAGGAGAAGAUAAAUGAAAUCGAUUUAUUUGCUUCAGAGCCGGAUGAACCGGAUGAGCCGGAACAUCCAAGCAAGUCUUUGCCGGACGACGAAGUCGGUGAUGCGGAUUCUAAUGUUUUCAAUGAAGACCCAACUGCGGAGCAGUGCAAAAAUGAUUUAAACUUGAAUAAUUUAGAUAAAUCUUCCUUCGACAACGUUUCAGAGUCUAAAACUCCGGAAGCUGUCUUGGAUGAACACGAUAAUUUUUAUAAUAACGUCGAGCACGUAUUACCUAGAUCAUAUACCUAUAAUAGUGCUUCUUCAUUAGUUAUACCUAAGUUACCUAUCCGUUUACUUGUACAAUGCAUACCGAAAUCUAUGGGAGUAAAUGAACUUAAGUCGAUAUUUGAAGAAUAUGGUCCUGUUGAAGAAGCAGUUAUUUUGAAGGAUAGAGCGGUCAAUGACCAGAAAGGUAGUGCUUUCGUUAAAAUGAAAAGCUUGACUUCGGCAGAUAAUGCCAUCGCAGCAAUGUCUGGAAUAAAAGUUUUGGACGAAAGUCUUGGACCUAUUCAAAUUCGCUAUGCAGUAGCUGAACUUGAAAAACUGGGAGUCUCUGUCGAAAAUGCAGUUCCUGGUGUCAACCAAACUCGAUUGUUUAUCGGUUCGCUGAGCCGUCAAGCCGACGAAGAACAGAUUAUGGGAUUGUUUAGCACUGUUUGCCCUGUUGAAGAUGUUUACGUGAUCCGAGAAGCUGGAACAGGUGCCUCAAGGGGCUGUGCGUUCGUGGUUCUCGCUACUAAAGAAGCAGCAAUUUACGCAAUCAAGUGCCUUAACGGGUCAGAGCAACUUUCUGCGCUGCGUCCGUUGGAGAUUCGUUUCGCCGACGUCAAAUCUAAGUCAGCACAAAACCAAGCAGGAUUCAACCAAGGAGAACCUUACAAUAAUAACAAUAAUCGAGUCAAUUUCUUUUAUAACAACGCACCUCCUCAGGACUAUACGAACUACCCACAGUCCAACAAUUUCAAUUACUCUCAUCCUCAGAUGCGACAUGAAAACUUUGGAGCCAUUUUAGUUUCCUCUGCGGACGUGAACGCCCAACCCAGAGAACGCGAUGGCUGGUUUGAAUACUUUACUGAAGAAGGCCGUCCGUUUUAUCAAAACUCCACUCUGAACGUCAGUCAGUGGGAGAAACCAUUGAACUUUGACACCCCUGGCCCUCCAGGAGCUAACUUGUUCGUGUUUCACGUCCCCAGCGAGUGGUCUCUUCGCGAGUUGGUCUAUUACUUUAGAAAGUACGGAACCAUCAUUAGCGCUACAAUAGCUACUGAUCGUUCCACUGGCCGAAAUCGUGGAUACGCUUUUGUUAGUUAUACUGACAUCCAGUCUGCCGUCAACGCUGUUAAAGCUAUGCACGGUUUUUCAACCGGAAGUAAAAGAUUAAAGGUUGCUAUUAAGCAAAACGAGGAAUCUUACGUAGCACAUUUGCUCAAAAACUCGGGCUCAGGAUCAGGAUCUAACUUUUCUUAUCAUCCUCCAAAUAUAAAUGGUCCAGGAUAUUGUCCCCCUAUGCGUUCUUACGCAGCUCCUUAUUAA